UUUAAUAUCUUCUCGACGGUAGGACGGUUCGGAAGUAUUUCGCGAUCACCCUCCCCUCUGGCCAAGUGAAUUUUAAACUACUUUUCUCAGUUCUAAACUGCAGUUAAUCAAUUCCAAGUCUUAGUAAAAAUUCUUAGGGUGCACUUUAAGUUGCUUUAAAGUACACUUUGAACAGUUUCUCGUUGUAUUUUCGAGUAUUCCGAUUUUAUAUUCGCCGGCGUUUUGGUGCCAACAAGUUGGUGUUCCUGAGUUGGUGAACGCCAGCGAGAAGUUGUCGACCGCGUUUCGGUCGGUUUUUGGUGCAAGCGCAGAAGAAGAGGAAAGGAGAAAGGAAGAUGCAGCGCGUCGCGAAGCAGCUGUACCCCGUCAUCGCCAACUCGACCCGCACCUACUCGCCCAUCACUCUCUGCCGCGAAUGGUCUACUCUCGGACGCCUUGUGCUUAUCGUAUUCUGCGCCUGCUUCGCCUCAACCAUCAACGGAUUCUUCGUCUCGGCCUUCUUCGUGGAACACUCGUUAAAAAGGAUUGUGCCUUCUGCAUCAGGUAACGUGUUCCACGCGUGUGUUGGUAUAGCUGACUUAUUUAUAACAGCGGGGGUGUUACCAAUAGCAGCUACCGUUUUACUCUCUGGCGUGUGGGACACUAUACCAGUCUGUCAGUGGCUACAAUUCCUUACCGAGGCUUCUACAUACUGCUACUCCAUGUUCUUCCUUUUGGUUGCGGUUGAGUGUUACGUCCGUCUGUGUCAUCCUCCAUCUACGUACGAAUUCUUCAUAAACAUGCGCGUGGGCUUGGUCUCCACUUUGGUGUUUGUCCUUGGCAUAACCGUAGCUGCCGUCGGGACCUUCUACGGCCUCGACUACGACUACUGCGAGCGCUCACAUCACGGCCACUACACCUUCCGCCUCAGUACCACCAUCAUAUUCCACGGUAUUCCAUUCAUUCUUACAUCUUACACCCUCAUCGCUUCUUCUAUCCGUAUAAACCAACACUCUCGUCUCCAAGCCUCUUACAAGCGCUCCUUGCAGUACAGUAGGGAUCUCUCGAUGAUUAAGAUUAACAUACUGGCGUAUUUCAUGUACGCUCUAGCUUGGACGCCUUUCCUUAUAAUCCUCCACCGGUAUCCGACUAUUAGUGACAAUCACUUCUACCAGACCGCUUGGGCAGGAAUCAGCCGCUCGUUAUUCACAAGUAUAAUGUAUGGAUUUUUGAACACGAGCUUUGGUCGCGCCUACGCUAAUUUGUUUUAUUACUGCUGCUGCAAGAGUUCUCUGCAUGGAACAUACCACACCCGUCACAGGAGGACUGAUUACCGCCCUACUACUGACGUGAGGGUGCACAUCAUGCACCAGGCCGUGAGUGGGAACAGUCCUCAACGAGGGGCCUCCACCUCUCGGGACACUCAAGAACUGUAAUUGCAGCAUAUUUCACCACCCUAAAUUAUUUGUUCACCCUAUCUGUGAUAUUUUUUAAACUUUGCCAUUUUGUAGCGUCUAUUCGGAGAGAGAUUAAAGAUCGCGGCUUUUCUUUAGAACACUAAAAAACGUCGAGAAGAAAUUAGACAUAAUUAAUUACCAUCUCUGCACAUCCCUUUUCAAAAUUUGCUACCUGUCUGUCUUACACUUAUCAAACUUUGAACUUACCUAUCGAAUUUACUCUGGUAAUGUUUACCAGUCAUAUUUUUUAUGUACCUUCGUACAUUCUUCAUAUCCUCAUUAUUACUUCAUUUGCAUAUUUCAUUAAUACUAAAAGAUUUUCUUUCAGGUUACAGUGUGCAAAGCGUUUGUUUUGUCGACCAAAACCCCCCUUUGUAUUUGGUCGGCAAAACAAGAAACGUGAUUUCUUUUUUUAUUAUUUGUAUUUGUAUUAUUUUUAAAAGACAUUAUGUUUACAAUUAUUUAAAUUUAUCUGUGUAGUCGUUGUCGUUGACUAUUAAGUUAGGUUUCAGCACAAAAUUAGAAACUCGCACAGAAAAUUAUAUCUCUUCUAUCUUGUUACCAGUAUACUGAAUGUUUUAUAUAUUAAAACAUAUACCGUGUUUACUAUAUCAAAAUGUACACCGUUUUUCUCAUAGACGUUGUGUAGAGUAGACAAAAAGUAGGCAUUUAUUAAAAUACAUUUUAUAUCUUAGGGUAUACUCGUAGUUGAAAUUUUCUAGAAUUAUUAACAUAUUGUACCUAUGUUAACAUUUUGAUAAUCGUCCCUGAUUUAAAUUAUUCUAUUGGAUUAAAAUUCAUGAGCUGAAAAUUGGUAUCUAAUCGGGGAUAAAAAUUAUAAUGAUAAGUAGGCCAAUUUGUAUAAAUAUAUUGACAUUAAACGUUUGGUAGGGCAUGUUGUAUUUGCCUAGUAAAUCUAUUUAUACCAAAAUUUUGUAGUCAAAACAACCAUUCUCUUAUAGUAUAAAUAUAUAUAUUUAUAUAUUUCAAUCUAUUAAAAUUACUACAAUAUUUAUUCAGAUAUAAUCUAAACAUAUUUUAAACGCUAUACAUAUACAAUAUACAGCGUUAUUAACCUUUUAUAUAUUAAUAAAUAUAUAAUGAAAGACUGCAUUUGGAAAAACGAACUUAUAGAAACAAGUUUUUCCAAAUCUAUUCUGGACUAAUCAACAUAUGUAUCUAACUUAUAUAUUUGAUAACUGAUAUCCUUUCUAUAAAAUUUUAGACAUCAAGUUAGAUGGUCAAACUCAAUAUAAUAAUAAAAUAUUCAAAUACCUAUCUCAUAUUCUAUAUUUACAUACUAUAUAAAAAAUAUUGAACUGCAAAAUGGAAAGUAGUGUAUAAUAUGCAAAUUGUAACCCCCUGUCCACUUUGGCCGGCCAUACUGUCCACUUUUGUUAACCCUGUUAUGAGUUUUAUGUUAUUUUUAAUGCAUUCAUUGUACGAAUAUAUCAUUGUGAUAGACGUACGAACAACUCGGAUUUUUAAAUAUGGCUGACCGGUGUACAGGGAGGGGUGAUAGGUGAAGACUGCCACGCUAAGGUUGUGGGUUCUAAGCAGGAUAGCAAAAAAAAACUUAACUAAAACCUUAUUAUUAUCACUUUAGAGUUGAAAUUUGAAAUCGCGACUUGUAAGACUAUAAAAAUGCCUACAUUUAGGUCACUAUCUUGACUAUCGACAUCGCGUCACGGUUCUGCGUUUGAACACUAAAUCUAGUACUUUCGAAUUAAUUGAAAGAAAAUCUUGAAUUUUCUUAGUUAACGUUUUGCUAUUAUGCUUCGAAGUAUCAACUUGAGUUGUGGAAAUAUUAAGGAAUGAUUGGCAGUCAGCACUUAGCAGGAUUUUUAUUUCGAUUACAACAUUUUGUUUCUUAAUAUAUUUUUGUACCUUCGGACACCACCCACCGAGCUAUCCUGAUCUGUUAAAUUCUUACAAUAUGUUUUUACUUUAAUAAUCCGUCGUUUAAGGUAAAAAACUUUUUGUGGAGUUUGAUCGAUCGAGGAAUAUCAGUGUGGUGGCGUCAAUCGGCUGGUCUUUAAAACUUUUCUGUCAAAUAAUUUGGCUUAUCUAUGAAAUUUUGAUACAUGCGGUAAUGAGUUUGUAUUGAAAUUAUAUCUCAAAUAGCUAAACUACCAACAGUUACAGUGUUGAGAUUGGCCGCAUACACCAAUAAGUAUUGUUUUAUUUACGUACGGUAAAUUAAUUUGAGUAUACAUACCUAUAUAUAGAUCAAAUAUAUUAUAACCUAUUUCAGUAUUUACAGUAUUCUGAUGUCCUUAUACAUAUCUCCUAUAAUCGUAUCUUUCUGCACAAUAUUGUAUAAAGAUUUUUCAAACGUAUUUAUACAUAUUAUAUCAAGCGUAUUUUAACCUUUUUCAAAUGUAUUUCAAUAUUAAGUGUAUUUUAACCUUUUUCAAAUGUAUUUCAAUAUCAAGUGUAUUUUAACAUUUUUCAAGUGUAUUUUCUCUUUAAGUAGUUUUGACUUAGGCAAGUUUUAUCAGAUUAUACGAUUUCAAUGGUAAUAUCAAUAUUAUACGUAGAUGUAGGUAAUUAGAUUAAGGCACCAUUAGUUGAAAUAAUACUAAUUGAAGACAAGAAAGUGAGAUUAUGUAGGUUUGUAGAUAUGGUAGUAUUUAGUGUAAGUGUAGUUUUAGAAAAUAAUGUAUAAGAAAAUGUAAAGUCUGUUUUGUAAUAUCUGUUUAAGUUGAUAUUCAAAUGACGUAAAUAUUUUGAUGCAUUCCAUAUGGAAAAGACUUCAAAUUGUUAGUCAGUUACUAACAGAAACAUAUUCAGACAGGUAUUGUGAAACAGGCCCAUUAUGAUAGCAAAGUAAUGAGUUUUGUUUAAACUAAAUUAGAUUGAAAGGAUAUUGUAUAAAAAACAUUUUUCAAAUUAAUAUUGUUGUUGAGAAAAUCAUGUACUUAACUGAUAUGUAAUGUUUUUCAAAAUUGAAGUGGAUUUUUUUGUUUCUGGUUAAAAUAAAUUUUGUGAACUAAAUUCAAA
Messenger RNA from Spodoptera frugiperda (fall armyworm), 4439 nucleotides. RefSeq names its product melatonin-related receptor-like (gene Mtnr). The record is from RefSeq and is a predicted model, not a curated record. The transcript is spliced from 5 exons. NCBI's taxonomy places the organism in Eukaryota, Metazoa, Arthropoda, Insecta, Lepidoptera, Noctuidae. Bases 336 to 1415 code for a protein of 359 amino acids. Gene Ontology annotation, cellular component: membrane. Gene Ontology annotation, molecular function: peptide binding; G protein-coupled receptor activity. Gene Ontology annotation, biological process: G protein-coupled receptor signaling pathway.